CUACUGCAUACGCUAUAAAAGUAGGUUAUAUCAGCUCAGAAUAAAGUGUUCAAUAUUUUAUCAGUUAUAUGAAGAUCAGAAACUUCUCCAAAGUCUUACACUAAAGCAUAAUUGUUGUAAACGUUACUAUUUAUAUUUGAAACAUUCACCACGCUACAUCAUCAGUGGUUGACAAUCUUUUACAAAAAGGACAAUGAGUUCAACUACUGAUGACAAAAAUAAUCUUACUGAAAAUAAUGAAAAUCCUAUCAAUGAGUGUAGUUCACCAACCACUUCUUUAUCUCACAACUCUCUUAUCAAUUCAUCAUUCUCACCAUCGCCUUCAUGUAUUACAGAUUUAUGCACUUGGUGUCAGAAACCAAAUCUUCAAACUUAUAAAUAUAAUUCAUUUUAUCAAUCUGUUAAUUUAGAUAAUACUAAAUAUAAAAUAAAACCUGUACCAGUUUGUUGUUCACAAAUAUGUUUUGAUAAUUUACGUCGUGCUUAUUUCAAAAAUCGUCGCAAUCAAUUAAACAGUCAAUUAUUAGAUGAAAUACUUGCUAUGGUAAUUUCUGGCCGAUUACCAUAUACAUCAGAUUCGGAUAAAGAAAAACUCGAUAAUAAAAGACAAUCAACUUUAUCCUAUCAAUCAAAUACUAGUUGCAACCCACCAGUUACUAUUACUAAUAUUACUACUAAUAAUAAAUUAUCAUCAAAGAAACGAUUCCAUAAUCAAUAUUCUGAUCAACAGCAUCAUUCAUUACAAGAUACUGUUCAUAAAUCUUCUGUAAAUAAUUCUCAAAGGUCAAAUUAUGAUUUCUUUUCACAUAUACAAAUGUAUUCACAAUUGAACAACUACAUAAAUAAAGAUAAUACUAAAAUGUCUAUUCCAUUAUAUGAUUAUAUUAUACAACGUUUUGAUAUGAAUCAAUUCAUAAAUAAUUCUAGAAAUAUCAUUAAUAUAGAUCAUAUUCCUAGUACAACUAUAACCAAUACAAAUACUACUAUUAUUACCAAUACUAAUCAUGAUAUAAACACAAAUCCUAAAAUUAUUACUAAUUUAAAUAAUGAAUUAAUCAAUUCAAAUCUGGAACCUAAUAAUCAAUUAAUUGAUCGUCAUAUAGAAAUCAUGAAUAUAAUAAAUCAAUUAUUAAUGUCUUCAAUUAAUCACAAUAAUAAUAAUGAUCAUAAUCAUAUAAUUACUACUACUAAUAAUAAUAAUAUAAAUAGUUUAGAUCAAUUAUUAAUUAUUCCAAUACCUAUACCAAUAUUUAAAAUGACACCAAAUAUAUUAAAUAUUUUACAUCAAUAUGGUUAUCAUUCAAUAAAUUCAUGUAAAUAUUAUUCUAAUAAACAAUUUAAUCUCGAUGAAACAAAUCAAACAACAAAUUUACAUAAAUUUAUAAUGAAUAAUAAUAAUAAUAAUAUAAGUAGUAUAAAUAACUUAAUUGAAAAUAAUUAUAAACAAACAAAUGAAAUCAAUAAAACACAAUUUAUUGAUUAUUUAAAUAAAACUAAUGAAAAAGCAUUAGAUUUAAGUUUAUCAAAUAAAAAAAUAACUUCUUAUUACAAUAAGAAUAAAUUAAAACAAAGAACAUUUUAUCAUAAAUAUCAACAACAAAAUAAACGUUAUUUGAAUAAGAAAUUAUUAAAACAAACAUUAUUAUCUGGUAUAUAUAAAUUAAUUAAUCCUAUAACAAAACAUUGUUAUACAGUUAAAAUUAUACCAAUUAAGUGA
This is a messenger RNA of Schistosoma guineensis, 1717 nucleotides long. The record is from the annotation of a GenBank genome assembly. Lineage: Eukaryota; Metazoa; Platyhelminthes; Trematoda; Strigeidida; Schistosomatidae.